AGCCAGAAGUUUUGGCUCUAAUACAGGCAGUGAUGAAAAACAUAUGAGUGGUAACAAGUCGCCUUAAUAUCAUUCUUCAGUACUAAGAUGGGCUAAUCUGAAGCAGCACUUUACUCUGGUAUCACCCACUGUGCCAGAAGGAUCAAGAAGCUUGGAAGUGGACUUUUUCUUUAUAUAUACUUUUCAUUUCAGAGAACUCAUUCUAAUUUCCUUUUUCCCUAUUUUUUUUUGUAAUAUGAAAUAACUGGACAUAGGAACCUUAGGUGGAUUAUCCCAGUGCUUCCGGAAGAACUUCCAAACCUGCAAGAUUGGUUAUCCUGAUUAAGAAGAUAUGAAAGAAUACACACUCCUUCUCUUCCUGGCUUUGUGCUCUGCCAAAUCUCUCACUGGUCCCUCAUAUUUUACACUAAAGAAUAUGAUGCUCCAAGAUAUGGAAGAUGAUGACGAUGAUGACGAUGAUGACAAUUCUCUAUUUCCAACCACUGAACCCAUUCUACCACUAAUUCCUUUUGAUCUGUUCCCAACAUGCCCCUUUGGAUGCCAGUGCUAUGUGAGAGUUGUCCACUGCUCUGACCUAGGUUUGACAUCAAUUCCUCGCAACAUCCCACCAGAUACUCGUAUGAUUGACCUUCAAAACAACAAAAUCAAAGAGGUCAAGGAAAACGAUCUCCAAGGACUCACAUCACUUUAUGCACUGGCCUUGAACAACAAUAAAAUACACAAGAUCCAUCCCAAAGCCUUUCAACCAACAAAGAGGCUACGACGACUGUAUUUGUCCCAUAACCAACUGACAGAGAUUCCAACAAAUCUACCCAGAACUCUGGCAGAGCUCAGAAUUCAUGCUAAUAAGGUUAAGAAAAUCCCCAAGGAUGUAUUUAAAGGAAUGAAGUCUCUACAUGUUUUAGAAAUGAGUGCAAAUCCUCUUAACAAUGAUGGAAUAGAGCCAGGGGCUUUCGAAGGGGUAAAUAUCUACCACAUACGAAUUGCAGAGGCAAAAUUAACUUCAAUUCCUAAAGAUUUGCCCUCCAGUCUUCUGGAGCUUCACUUAGAUGACAAUAAGAUCACAGGAAUUGAACUUGAGGAUUUUAACCGUUAUAAAGACCUUCAAAGGCUAGGCCUCGGCAAUAAUAAAAUCAAAGAAGUGGAAAAUGGAAGUUUUGCCAACAUCCCAAGUAUACGUGAAAUCCACCUGGAAAAAAACAAGUUGAAGAAGGUUCCUCCUGGAUUACCUGAACUAAAAUAUCUGCAGGUUGUCUUCCUUCAUUCCAACCAUAUUGCCAAACUGGGAGUGAACGAUUUCUGUCCAACAGGACGAAGGAAGAAAAAAGCCCUGUACAGCGGCAUCAGCCUCUUCAACAACCCUGUCAAGUACUGGGAGGUUCAGCCUUCAACUUUCCGGUGCAUUUUAGCCAGGAACAGUGUUCAGCUUGGGAAUUUCCUCAAGAUCCCUCCUUAAUGGAAGUACCUUACAAUUGCCGAAAACAAGCAGCUGGAACUCACCUGCCCUGCCCUUCCUGUGCAGAGCAGCACACAGAACUCUCAAUGCUGACAGUACUGUAUAAAAUGGAUAUUUUAGAUAUCUAUUUAGUGUAUAUUUGCUAUUCGGAUUCAAAAUAAAUUAAAUAAACGUACAGAA
Molecule: messenger RNA, 1636 nt
Organism: Cyanistes caeruleus (blue tit)
Lineage: Eukaryota; Metazoa; Chordata; Aves; Passeriformes; Paridae
Gene: ASPN
Product: asporin
Molecular function (GO): protein binding
Source: RefSeq, a predicted model, not a curated record